This is a messenger RNA of Adineta steineri, 861 nucleotides long. Lineage: Eukaryota; Metazoa; Rotifera; Eurotatoria; Adinetida; Adinetidae. The record is from the annotation of a GenBank genome assembly.
AUGACCGGACGAAAUAAAACAUCAGAACGUGAAAAAAAUGAAAAAAUUCGUCAAUUACGAGAAGUCAUGGGUGUUUCUGAGCAACAAGCCCGAAAUGCACUACAAUCAAAUGAUUGGGUCGUUGAACGUGCUAUAGGUGCUUUUUGUGAAGAGUCAUCUUCGUAUUCUUCAGCUGGUGGUAGUUCACAUCAUUCAUCACAUCAUAGUCAAACAUCAACAUCAAGAUUUGAUCGCAAAAAAAUCGAACAAUUAUGGACAACUUAUGCUGAUCCACGUGAUACAUCAAAAAUGAAUUUAGAACAACUAUUACGUUUUAUAACUGAUUUAAAAUUUGAUCCAAGUGAUAGAGAAAUCCUUAUACUAUGUUGGAAAAUGAAUGCAUCGAAACAAGGAGAAUUACAACGUAAUGAAUUUUUACAUGGUUGUCAAGAUUUACAAUGUGAUACAUUAGAAAAACUACAAGAUAGAAUUAAACAACUCAAUAAAGAAAUUGAAAAUGAUAAUGAAAAAUUUAAACAAUUAUAUAUAUAUACAUUUAAUUUUGCACGUUCAUCGACAUCAAUGAAAAAUCUUGAUGUACAACCAGCUAUAGCUUAUUGGAAAAUGUUAUUUACUGGAAAUCCAAAUAAUAAACAAUCACAAAGAUUUAAAUUACUUGAUUUAUGGCUUAAAUUUCUUGAAGAACGUUCAAAUCAACGAUCAAUUACAAAAGAUACAUGGGAUUUAUUACAUGAUUUUUCAACAUCAAUAAAACCAGAUUUUUCAAAUUAUGAUCAUGAUGGUGCUUGGCCAACAUUAAUUGAUGAUUUUGUUGAAUUUGCUAAAACAGCACAAACUCAGUCAUCUUCUGUUAAUGUUUAA